Messenger RNA from Sceloporus undulatus (fence lizard), 1743 nucleotides. It is a transcript of the gene TMPRSS5, whose product is annotated as transmembrane serine protease 5. Gene Ontology annotation, biological process: proteolysis. Gene Ontology annotation, cellular component: membrane. Gene Ontology annotation, molecular function: serine-type endopeptidase activity. The transcript is spliced from 12 exons. Lineage: Eukaryota; Metazoa; Chordata; Lepidosauria; Squamata; Phrynosomatidae. Bases 74 to 1393 code for a protein of 439 amino acids. The record is from RefSeq and is a predicted model, not a curated record.
CACACAGCAGCACCCUCCUGCCUUCCUGGUAUGUCCCGCAGUGGUUCAAAGCUCCAAGCCUGGUCCUUCAGAAAUGAAGGAAGAAGAGAGAUCAGAGGUUGUUACAAGACAUGCGUGUACCUGCACUGUCCAGAAGUACUUGGUUGUCCUUGGGAUCUUUAGUUUGCUGAUGGGAACAGGCAUUGGAGCUUGGUUUCUGGUAAAACCUUUGCUGAGUCCCAUCCGCCUUCAGCAGUCGGUGUCCUUCCAGGAUUCAGUGGCUCUUCAAACAAGGUGCAAAAAUGUGACAGUGGAAGAGGAGCAAGACCCCAAAAUCCCCUUUGGAAAUGCCAAUGGAAAGAAAGUAUUUUUCAGAACAAACCGGAGCAACUUCUUGCUGGAGGUGGAAGUGGAGGGUCGAUCCAACCGUCUGCUGCUGUGCCACGAAAACUGGGACAGCUCCCUGGGGAGCACCAUCUGCAAACAAAUGGGCCACAUCCAACUCACCCACCACAAAGGGGUGAACCUCACUGAUGUGAAGGUGGACCCCAACCAAGAGUUUCUGCAAGUGUCACCCAACUGGCAGGAGAAUGCCAAAGAGAGAUGGCACAUCAGGAGAAAAUGCUCUUCAGGUCGGAUUGUGGCCCUUAAAUGUUCCGAGUGUGGCACCACUUAUUCAAAGAUGCCAGAGAUAUCAGAAGGAAAGGACGUCUCUUUGAGUCACUGGCCAUGGCAGGUUGGCCUCUAUCUCAACGGCAAACGCAUCUGUGCAGGUGCUUUGUUGUCUCGGGAAUGGAUCGUCAGUGCUGCCCAUUGCAUGGACAGUCCUUUUCAGCUUUCCAGUUGGGUGGCUUUGGUAGGACUUGAUGCCCACGCCAGCAUCAAAGAAGACACAGGAGCAGCAAUGGAAAAAAUGGUGCUUCACCCCAGCUAUAGCCAUGGAAGCCAUGACUAUGACAUUGCAAUGCUGAAGCUUAAGGAGCCCCUGAGUUUCUCAGACACCAUCCAGGCUGUUUGUCUGCCCCAGUAUCACCAGGACAUCCCCAACAGCAGCUCAUGCUGGAUCUCAGGUCAGGACUACCCAAGACCAGAGAAUGCCACAUUUUUCGUCGCCAAGACGUGGGCAGCAGUGCCAGUGGUUCUGAACAAGCCAAAAAACUGCAAUGGUUCAUGCAGGCAUGUGGGAAAGAUCACCCCCCGGAUGCUGUGUGCCCAUUAUUUGGAUGGAAGCAUCAAUGCCUGCAAGAGCGAGAAUGGUGGCGCCCUGGUUUGUCAGAACAGGGACACACAACAUUUAAUGGGAAUCAGGAGCUGGGAUACUGGGUGCAAGGAACCAGACCAACCUGGUGUUUAUACAAAUGUGGUGGAACUCCUGGACUGGAUCCAUGAUGUCAUGGAGGCGAAUGAGUUGUAACAGGUGGACAACCAGGUUGGUAGAGAUGCUUUUGGGCUCUUCAGAGAUUGCCAACGAUAAUACACAACAACAACAGAAGCGGAACGAUCUCUGAAAGAAGACUUCCAGUCCCAAGACACAAAACCAUGGCCCCCAUGGAUCUUAGAGAAGUUCUUCAUAUGGCAAAAGCACAUACUGGACUAUUCAGAGGACCUUUAUUUUUUUUAGCAAUCCACCAUAUCUGUAGUGCAUAUUAAUCUAGCACAUUUCAAAUGUUGUUACCAUGGCAUGCACUCAAGACUUUUAAAUGGAAAGUCUCACCUACCCUAUUUUGCUUCCUCAUUCCUGGACAGCACCUGUCUUUGCUAGAC